AUGCCUACAUUGGGUAAAAAAUCGGUGAAAGAUCCGGCAGCUGUUGAUUUCCUUGAAAAAUCAAUGAUUGUAUUGACUUCCGGUACCUCAGAAAAUCCGCUUAAUUUACCCGCGCAAAAAGAUGAAGCAAUGGACGAUGAGAAUGACAAAGGUCGUUCAAUAUUUAUGUCUCUUGGCCUUGAUGCGGGCAGUAUGGAUCUCAGGUCAACAUCACCUGAAGAAGAAUCCAUUUUUACGGCUCACGGCGAGAAACCGGCUGUCGAUCCGAUGAUGGAUGAGCAAAUUGGAAUGGGCGGUGGUGAACUGGAUUGUGAGGAGGGUACGUCAUCACCGCUCAACAAUAUCAGUACCAACGAGCAUCUUACCUCAUUGAUUGCUCAUAUGGCCAAUAACACACGAACUCAAUGUCCGGAAUGUGGCAAACAUUUCCGUAAAGGUUCAUCACUGCAAGUGCAUAUGACACUGAAUCAUGGCUUUCCACCACCGGGUAGUUCCAUUUCAUCUGAUGAUCAGGCUGAAAAAUGUUCCGAUUGUGGUACUUCAGCCGAACCAGGAAAUUUACAAAAUGAAAAUCCCUCAUCAGCACCAGUUCAUCAAGAAAUCAAAGAAAUCAAAUCAAUGAUCGGUGAAUUGCGAUCAGCCCAAAGUACAGCACGUGUUGAACAGUUAUUAACUGGUUUGGACACACGUGUUGGACGGUUAGAGAAGCAACUGGAAAUGGCAUUAAACAGUAUUUAUACACUGGUUCAGCUACAAACCGGAAUUAAUUCAUCCGUGACGAGGUUCAGGGAGGAAGCUUGUGAGCAGCUGAAAACGGUCAAAGCAAUGCUCAGCGAGUCUUCCGUUUGA
Messenger RNA from Acanthocheilonema viteae, 849 nucleotides. Lineage: Eukaryota; Metazoa; Nematoda; Chromadorea; Rhabditida; Onchocercidae. The record is from the annotation of a GenBank genome assembly.